This is a messenger RNA of Anopheles marshallii, 360 nucleotides long. Its product is annotated as mitochondrial import inner membrane translocase subunit TIM14. Gene Ontology annotation, biological process: protein import into mitochondrial matrix. The coding region runs from base 1 to 360 and encodes 119 amino acids. Gene Ontology annotation, molecular function: ATPase activator activity. The transcript is spliced from 3 exons. The record is from RefSeq and is a predicted model, not a curated record. NCBI's taxonomy places the organism in Eukaryota, Metazoa, Arthropoda, Insecta, Diptera, Culicidae. Gene Ontology annotation, cellular component: PAM complex, Tim23 associated import motor.
AUGACAACUUCUUCGAUUAUUCUCGCCGGUUUGGGGCUUGCUGUGGUGGGAUACGGUGGAAGAGCUCUCAUGCGCCAAAUGCCGAAUGCUGCGACGAAAAUGCAAGAAGCACUGAAAAACCUUCCCAAAUUCGAUGCAGAAAUGAUGGCCAAUUCAAAAUAUUAUCGGGGAGGAUUCGAACAGAAAAUGAACAAACGUGAAGCUUCCCUCAUUCUCGGCGUAAGCCCAUCAGCAUCGAAGGGAAAGGUAAAGGAUGCUCAUAAGAAAAUUAUGUUGCUUAAUCAUCCUGAUCGCGGUGGUUCACCGUAUUUGGCUGCAAAGAUCAAUGAGGCAAAGGAUUUCCUCGAUAAUACGAAGUAA